AUGAUGGAAGGCCGCGGGUUGACUCUUCGAAGUAAAAAUCGCCGACCACGACCACAAAUCAGUGCUCCUCAGCCCAUCGCGGGUCCCUUGCCCCCCAAUACACGAGCGCCCGAUGCUCCCCAAGACUCCGUGCCGGUCGGUCGCGAGCGUGCCCCCCAGAGCGAGGCCACCUCAGACUUAGUCAAGCGUCGUUACUCAACUCGGUUCAAUGCCGCUCCUGAGUUUGACCUGGGCGCUCCUCCUGUCCCAGCUCUACCGUCCAAGCCCAACGGUGGCUAUGGUGGGCUGGGACCUUCAGCGGGCGAUUCAAGCCAGCCUGCCCCCGCAGAUGGCGUCUCAGUGCCUCUCAAGGUGGACAUGAAUGCGCUUCUGGAUCCCAGUCUACCGGCUGAUCGAUAUGUGGCCAGUCUUCUAGCAAAUGUCUCCGAGGAGGAGAUCCAGAAGUACCAGGAGAAUCUCCGCAAAGUUAAAAACCGGACGUCCACCGAUCUGCAACAGAACGUUUACCAGAACCGGACCCAAUUCAUCAAGAUUAGUAAAGAGGCUGAGAAGCUCAAGGACGAAAUGCGAACGCUGCGCACCCUCAUGUCCGAGUUGACCACGGCCCUCGGACAGACCUCAGUGGGCAAUACGCCCAACCCCAUGUCCCCUGCCGAUGAAGCCUUUCCCAAACGUAAAACGAAUCGCAGCUCGGUUGCCAAUUUGGAAAGCAUGUGGAGUGUGCAAUUGCAAACUCUAUGGAAAACGGUGGAAGGUUCACAAAAGUUCUUGCCCGCGGUGCCUGGGCGACAUAUUGUGCUGGAAACGGGCAACUGGGCCGAGCUGGACUCGGCGACGUGGAAACCUAAGCGGCCGGUACAUAUUGUGCUCCUCAAUGACCACUUGCUGGUGGCCGCAAAGAAGCGGAAACGCGUCGAUCAGAGCCAGUCCAACCACCGAGGCCCGAUCCCGACUAAGCUCGUGGCGGAAGAGUGUUGGCCGCUGCAAGACAUUGACAUGAUCGACCUGGCCGCAAACCUUGGAACAGGAGCCGCUCGAGAGGAAGCCCUGGAUCGUGGUAUUGGCAAUGCAAUUAGUAUACGAGUGGGCUCUAAGCCCUAUACGUACCGUCAAGAUAAGCGGGAUACGUCGACAAAGCACGAGUUGCUUACGACUUUUCGCAAGACGGUGGAGGAUUUACGCCGAAACUUGCGCAGUGAGACGGAGGCCGCAAGCAAACCUCACGAGGCUUACGGGCAUCUGACUGGGCGUCAUCUAUCAUACGCACAGAAGCUGGAGGGGGAUGAACUAGUGGACGGUCCGCGCGAUAAGCCGGACCUGCGCAUCGAUGUUGAUGGCAAGCAGCAGAAUCUCCGCUGGGUAGAAGGACAGGUGGAUGAACUGGACAUUGACAUUGCCCUUCAGAACUUCGAAGCGGCAGUGUCCAGUAUCGAGCGGUUACGGAAGCUUGCCAAAGGCUUGAAGGGGAACACGAUCGCUCAAGAAGUGAUCAACGUCAAGAUUGAUGCACGAGCGACACGGCUCGCUGGCAUUCUUUCUCGGUCCUUGGUUGACACGCACUCGUUUUUGAGUGCCACCAAGACCAAAAUCAGUUGGCUCAGCCGUCUCGGAUUUGAAGACCCAGCGCGUGAGACCUAUUUGAAGGCGCGCACUGAUGUGGUUUCUCAGCGGAUUCGAGCUUGCGUUUUCGAGGGUGAUCUUCCCCUCUACAUUUUCCAAAUCUCAUUCGUUUAUUUCACAUUGAUUAAGAACACCAUCGGUAUCUACCAGCAGUGUUUUCCCAGCGUGAUGACCAGUUCCUGUAUCCGCUGGGCAAAGUCACACUUGGAUGGGUUCAACGCAUUGCUUAGCCGUCAGCUGAGUAGCGUACAGCGCGGCACUUCUGUGUGGGACAAGUGCAUCGGCAUUGUUCAUGAGCAUGCGGCUCUUUUGACGGAGGUAGGUGUCGAUUUCACCGAUCUUGUUGCUCAUGGAUUGGAUGAACACCAUGACGAUGGACCGCGGGCUGUUCAACCAAGUCAAGUAGCUCAAGUUCAGGGAUCGGCAAGUUAA
Penicillium diatomitis is the source of this 2052-nucleotide messenger RNA. RefSeq names its product exocyst subunit EXO84. The record is from RefSeq and is a predicted model, not a curated record. NCBI's taxonomy places the organism in Eukaryota, Fungi, Ascomycota, Eurotiomycetes, Eurotiales, Aspergillaceae. Gene Ontology annotation, cellular component: exocyst. The transcript is spliced from 3 exons. Gene Ontology annotation, biological process: exocytosis; Golgi to plasma membrane transport; intracellular protein localization. The coding region runs from base 1 to 2052 and encodes 683 amino acids.